UUAAACAGGAAAUUUCUGUGAAAUUUAGGGAUAAAAUGUUUUAUUCCCUUCUAUAACGGACUUAAUUCUGUUAUUUUACGGAAUAAACGGUGGAAUGACAAGGAAGUUCCGUGAAAUUUAGGGAUAAAAUGUUUUAUUCCGUUCUGUAAUGGACUUAAUUCUGUUGUUUUACGGGAUUAACGGUGCAACGAUAAGUAAUCGUUUACAUAUAUAAUCAUUCCUAAUAAUCAUCAUGUUAUAGUAUUCAUUUCAAUUUAUUAACCAUAAUAUGAAGAAUCAUAUUUUGUAACGUUUGGUAUAUUAAUUGACAUGUAUAUCUAAUUUCCAUUAUUUAUAAGAUCUAUAAAGUGUAUUGUUAUUCAUCAUACGGUAAUCAGAUUGUAAGUAUUUUCAUAAAUAUGUAAAAGUAUGUUUUAAUGCUGCGGAUGUUAAGGUUGUAAUAUCUGGUAAUCAAGCACGCUAAAGUCCGGUUAGUACUACCGGUUGGCCAGUGUAAGUCGGUUUGUCUCUAUGGCAGAGUCUGCAUACCUGCGAAUUGAUAAUACCGCAAACUUACAUCUGAAAGCCUCCAACCACUGACGAGUAGCGGUUUGUGAUACCUUGCUCUCGAUUCUUAUAAUAGCGAAAAGAGGUUACGUUUAAAAAUUAUUUGCGAUAUCACUUCGGUGGAAGCGGACGUUAAAUAAAGCUAUUUCACGCACGCGUAUAAAGUCAAUGGUUAAUUCAAUGAAAUUUUUAUCACCUUCAUGGUCAGGAAACAAAAUUUACCAGGAUUUUUUUUUUCUGUAUUUGAAAAUGGAAUUUAUGUUAAUUGAAGGAAUUUCUGUAAAUUACAGGAAAAACAAAUACGGAUAAAAUUUUCCUGGUAAUUUUUGUUUCCGGAAUUUUUUACGUUUUUUCACGGAAAUUUUUGUUACAGUGUAGUAGUCCCUUUAAUUUUAAAUCUGUAAUGAAUGACUUGACUUGUAGGAUUAUAAUCAUAAUAUAAUAUUGUAAACAGUUUUAUUCAAAAGUUAUUUUAGGCAUGUUAAGUCAAUAUUUUGUAGCUCUUCAGUUCUAUUCAAAAGUUAUUUUAGGCACAUCUUUUGAGGUACACAUUUCAUUUAUAAUCGUAAAAUAGACAACCGUAAAUUUUUGAUAAUGCAAAUUCAAAGCCUAUUAUACAGUAAUCAUACAAAACCUAGCACAUAUUUUGAAGGGCUCGAUCUGCUGUUCAAAUGACAGAACAUGUUGUAUUUCACUGAAUAUCAAAAACAAUUAAACAAAUCUUGAGUUGGGGUGUGUUUCAUAUAAGCGAGUCCGAAUUCUCAGUAUACACCCCUCCUGGAAACGGUACGGGAUUUGUAUAAAGGAUAAUGUAUAUGAGUACGUGGAGUUUAGCAAAAGGUAGUUAUAUUUCCUGGAAUCGGAUGAUAUAACCAUAACAGCAGACGAGCAGUAGGUAAAAUGCGAUUGAUUUGCUUUCCAUUCUGGAUAUAUGACCCAAGCUAACAUUUACCACAAAAUGGCGGGUGAUUCACACGAUGAAACGGCUAAGCUGCUAUCCUAUACCCAAAACGAUAAGAUGAAUGGGCAAUUAAACGACAAUGUUAGUUUCGAAUCACCAAAAAUGGAAAAUAUCGAAAAGCCACUUGAAUCGACUGCUGUUCCAUCACCAGCAAUGGAAAAUAUAUCGGCUACGCCUCUAUCAAACAAUCACGAUGACAACAGAAAUGUGGAUUUAAAUAACAGUGCUGAAUCACCAACAAUGGAAAAUACUGAUAACCUAGUUGAAUCGGCUGGGCUAUCUAACGUUGAAGACGAUAAAAACGACAAUGUUAGUGUCGAAUCACCACCGAACAUUCAAGAUGAUAAGAGAAAUGUUGAUAUCCAGUCACCAGAAAGGGAAAAAACCGAAAACCCUGAUGAAUCGACUAGGCCAUCACUAAACAUUCAAGUUGGAGAAUUAAACGACAAUGUUGGUGUCCCAUCACCAAAAAUGGAAAAUACAUCGGCUACGCCUCUGCCAAACAUUCAAGAUGAUAAUAGAAAUGUGGAAUUAAAUAACAUUGUUCGGUCACCAGAAAUACUUCAAGAGAGGGACAACAUUGAAAACCCCAUUUCGAAUAUGCAAAGUUUGAUGCAUCUAAUAAAAGGGAAUAUAGGAACGGGGAUAUUAGCUAUGCCGGUUGCUGUUGGCAACGCUGGAUUAUGGGUGGGAACUGUGGGAAUACUGUUAAUAGGUGUUAUAGCCACACACUGUAUGCAUCUACUCGUCAAAUGUAAUCGUAUCAUGUGCAGAAGGUCGGGUGCUGAUACCUUGGAUUAUGCUGAUGUCAUGGAAACAGCUUUAUCAACGGGUCCAUUAAAACUUCGAAAAUUCUCAAAAAUAGCCAGAUAUUUAGUUUUAACGUUUAUCAUCAUAACACAAGUUGGUGGUUGUAGUGUUUAUGUUGUUUUUAUUUCUACAAAUAUAAAACAGGUCAUCAAUCAUUUUUAUCCCGACGACCCAACCAUUAGAAUUUAUGAAGUUGCAGUUGCCACCAUUUUGGUGGUGUAUUUCUUUGUGGGGAACUUACGUACUUUAUCACUGUUUUCAACUUUUGCUAACCUUCUUACAGUCGUAGGUCUUCUUAUAAUUAUAUAUCACGUGACACAAGGAUUACCAAACGUCGAUUCACGGCCAGCAUUUACUGGAUGGAAUAAUCUACCUUUAUAUUUUGGUACAGCUCUCUACGCUUAUGAAGGAAUAAACUUGGUUCUACCAAUAGAAAAUAAAAUGCGUCAUCCGUCAGCAUUUGGUGGACUGGAUGGCGUUUUGAAUCUUGGCAUGGUUACCGUUUCAUGUCUGUAUACAGCAGUUGGUUUCUAUGGUUAUCUGAAAUAUGGCGAUGACGCUAAAGGCAGCAUAACUCUCAAUUUACCAAAUGACCAAUGGUUAUAUUUAUCAGUAAAGUUAAUGUUUGCUCUGUGUAUUGCUAUAUCUUAUGGUGUCCAGAUGUACGUUCCUGCUAAACUUCUGCUACCAUUCUUUAAAUCUAAAUAUGAAAACACAAGAUUUGAGAGAUUUGGGGAAUAUUUUGUUCGUACUGGACUGGUGCUCAUUACCUUUACCUGUGCCGCUGCUGUUCCACAUUUGGGUUUACUGAUAUCUUUAAUUGGCGCGUUUUCGGUCAGUUCUCUCGCUAUCAUUUUUCCAGCAACGAUAGAGAUGGUGACAUUAACAGCUGAAAACGAAACGUUACCUAAGUGGAUUCUUGUUAAAGACGUGUUAUUGGUACUCUUGGGAAUUCUCGGCUUCCUGACUGGAACUUAUACGGCUAUACAAGCAAUUGUAGAAACAUAUUAAACACUAGUGACAUUUUAUUUGUGAUAUCUAAAAAAUAGAAGUAAUUUCUAAUCCCCAGUAAAUAAAGGGGUUGAUUGUGUUUGUAACUAUGGUCUAUUAGCGGUUGGCGUUCUUCCGAGAUGCCCUAAAUCAACUCUGUGCAUUACAGACUGGUUAAACUAAUCCGUAAGAUAACACUCCUCUAUAACAUUGAGGUUAUGCCAAUAUUUCGUAAAGAGGACUCUGUUACAAAUGUUUUAUCUUGGUCCGUAUGUAAUCAACUGUUACAGAGUAGUGUUACACAAAGUAAUCUGUUACAUAAUUUUCUAAUAUGUAGUGACAUGUUACAAAAAUGCGGUUAUACCUGAUGAUCAGUGUAAAAAUUAUUCUUAGCUCGUCAUCAUAAUGUUAUGUAACUGUCUUAACGUUGUGUAACGUAAUGAUCUGUUAUGCCAAAAUGCCUCACUGUCAGUAGCAUUGCACUUACAGGCGCGGUGGAUAACUCUGUCUCAAAAAAUGAGAAAGGAGUUCUAUGUACUACGACUAUGGUUACUCUAUACAGCGAGAACCGGAUUAUGCUUAUAUCACGAUUAUAUUAACACCCAAAUUCACCCAAAUUACGGCAGCUUGUUGUGUGAUGUCAGAUGUGGAUAACAAUAUAAUGCUUUAAGAUAAAAAUAGAUUUUAUAAGUAUUUUAAUCAUGCUUUUGUAAAUUUCGUGGAUGUUUUGUUAUUUUAUAUAUAAAAGUAUCGCCUUGUAAAUACACCUAAUAUAUAUUUUAUAGAUUAUUUUUAUCGUUGUUUUUUUGCUAUGAACAAAAUGGACUGUUACAGAGUAGCGUUAUACAAAGUAAUCUGUUACAUAAUUUUAUAAUACGUAAUGCAUGUUACAAACUGUGGUUGUACUUGAUGCUCGACGUACAAGUAAUUAUUGGCGUGUUAUCAUAGUGUUAUGUAACUACUUUUACGUUGUGUAACGUAAUGCUCUGCUAUGCCAAAAUGUCUCACUGUCAGUAAGUAGCAUUGCACCUAUAGACGAGGGAGAUAACGCUGUCUCCCCCGCCACCCCCCCCCCCCCCCAAAAAAAAAAAAAUUCAGCCAAAUUACGGCAGCUUGUUGUAUGGCGUCAGAUAUGAAUAACAUAAUGCUUUAUCACCCAGUAACACAUUCUACAGUAUAGAUAUAGCUUGUGUGAUAAUUUUCAUAAUCUACUGCAUGAAUUUAAUGGGUCAUUCAAUUUUUAUUGGGGCAUUAUGGAUGUACGCAUGAAUCCUCUUGAUUUUGACAUUUCAUGUGAAUUAAGCAUUGGGCCAAGAGAGGGUGAACCAUGGUGAUUUUUAGCACUCUAGGAUUUUCUGUUCCCGGAGAUAAAUACGUAUCAGACUAAGCUUGUAAACACGAUAGCUAUCAAAUAUCAAAUUAAUUGGCAAACAUUCAUUUCGAAUAAGCUGUCGUCUAUGGCCAUAGUGUCAGAGGCGUAGCCGUGAAAUAUAUAUUGGGGGCGGGGGGUCAGCAAAUGAAAUUAUAUAGAAUGUUGAGAAUCUGUGACGCCGGAGGCACGAGGCUGCGCAGUCUUCUGUCAACACUGUUUUGGCAUAUUUUACGGGGUUAAACUAAAACAUCACACCAACAUAUUGGGAUAUGUACAGGUUUUAUACAGAUAGAAUCUUAACUAAUCCUAAUAAUUGUUGUAAAUACAUAGGAGUUAGGGCCUACUAUAAUGUAAUUUUUUUUUUUUUUUUUUUUUUUUUACUACACUUUAUUUACGUCAGAUUUCUACAAGCAUAUAUUAAGUACAUUUAUAUCUUAAAUGAUAAAAUACAUUAUUCUAUAUAAAUGGUGAGUCGCAGGGUUCCUACUAUACACAGAUCUAAGUACAUAAAUCCAUCAAUGGGGAAUCGUUAUGGAGGCAAUCUGUUAAUUCUUAAAAAGAUAUUUCCAUUUAUUUGUGUAUAAUUCUGGAGAUAUCUCAAUCUCCAUUUUAGCAUGCUCUACUAAAAAGCUUUCAUACUUAUUAGUAUUGAGCAUUUCGUUUCGUAGUUUAGCCCGAUAUAUAUAGAAUUUAGUUAAAAUAAUUACAUGAUUAAUGAAAAUCCAUUCAGUAUUACUUAUAUAAUUUGAUUUGUUAGUUAGACCAAGGUGUAUUAUAUGUGUUUUUAUAUUUAUCUUUGUAUUACCACGAUCUAGGAUAGUAUGAAGAUGAUUCCAUAUUAUUUGUGAAAAUGGGCAAAGGACAAAGAGAUGUUCUACAUUUUCUAUAUUAGAUUCACAGAAAGUGCAGAGUGUGUUAUCAACUUUUCUAAUUUUGAAUAAUUUAUCAUUUGUGAAUAUAAUCCUAUGGAGAUAUUUGUAUUCAAAACUCCUCAGUUUUGUACUAAGACAUACAGUGUUUAUUAUUUUGAAUAUAUUUUCUACGUCUAAAUCACUUAACUCGGUAUCUAGAAUGUGUUCCCAUUCUUUAAUGGCUUUUGGCCUGCUGAACUUUGCUUGUAUUCGGCUAUCAUAAAUAUUUUUUAAGUUUACGUUGUGAAAAUGGGUAUUAUAUAUUUUGUAAAAAUUAGUAUUUAUAUCUUCCAAGGGAGUUCUAUUACAAUUAAAAUUUGUAUGUACCGCACUUUCAAACUCGCUCGCUUCCUGUACAUACUGCAAGAUACACUUUUCUAUUCCUUUUAAGAUAAAUUGAUGUUUUUCUAAAUAUUGAUUAUCGAUCUUAUUUAUUUUAUCAAAAUAUUCACUAACGUACCGAAUAUUAUUGUUAAAAAGAAAGUUUAAAAAUAUAGUUUUAUUAUUAAUCUUUAUAUUUGUAUUAUUCCAAAUAAUUUGAUUUUCAGUGUGGGCAAUGUUCUUUAUAUGCGUUGUGUAGAUUGUAUACCAGUUGGCAUACAGGUUUUUAUAAAAAGGAAUUUUUAGAUUUAACUUAUCUGGAAAGUUGCAUGCAGGUAAUAAAUUUCCACCAUAUUCAGCCAUAAUGAAUUCAUAUGGUAUGAGCCAUGUUUGGAUUGGUGACUGAUAUAUUUUUUUAAUCCAAAAAAUGCUAUUACAUAUUAGGAAUUCUUUUAAGUCAAUCAUUUUUAAUCCGCAAUUUUUAUUUUUUUGUAUAAGAAUGUCUCGCUUUAUUCUGUCAGGACCGUUCCAUAUAAAUUUGUAAAAAAUUGUGUUUAGUUGUUGAAUAGUAGAAUCCGGUACUGGAUUAACAGUGGCCGGGUAAAGAAUUCUUGGAAUGCAGAAUGUUUUAAUUAUUUGUAUUUUUCCAAUUAAAGAUAAUUUAUGUUUAUCCCAUA
Messenger RNA from Patella vulgata (common limpet), 6588 nucleotides. RefSeq names its product proton-coupled amino acid transporter 1-like. Gene Ontology annotation, cellular component: vacuolar membrane. The transcript is spliced from 10 exons. Gene Ontology annotation, biological process: amino acid transmembrane transport. The coding region runs from base 1478 to 3328 and encodes 616 amino acids. Gene Ontology annotation, molecular function: amino acid transmembrane transporter activity. The record is from RefSeq and is a predicted model, not a curated record. NCBI's taxonomy places the organism in Eukaryota, Metazoa, Mollusca, Gastropoda, Patellidae.